AUGACAUACGUGGGCCGGGUCGGAAACCACUUCAAGGAGAAGCAGGACCCGCUGGCUUCCAUGCUCUUGGACGCAAUGUCAUUACGCGCUUCCAUUGAGGGCCAUGGCGAUGACGAGGACAAGGGAGAUGGUCGGCAGGGAGAGGACGAUACAGAAGCGACAACGAUCCGCCCCGAAGGGCGGUACCAGGAUGCCAGGCCGCCUCGUAUCAUUGUCGACGGUGGCACCGGCGGCAUGACUGCCGACCCCAGAAUGGACGACAAACCAUUCCGCGACCCGAUCACACCCGCAUCGCCCGAGAAUUCGCAGGUGACUGCGUCUGGCCUGAACGCCGACAUGAACUUCAAGCUUGGGCAGCCGUUCAAGCCGUUUGAGCAGCUCAUGGGCGUUUUGCCCGAUCCGAGUAAAAAGAUCGUCCCGACGCGCCGGUUACUCGACGCCAUGGCCACCAAAAACGACUUUUUCGCCGACGACGAAAAGGCGCGCAACGGCUUCGGCGUGGCCUUCAACCUGGAUUUCCUUUACGGCCUAACGGACGGUGCGUUCCUAAAUAAGUCGGCACUGGCCGGCUUCCCCAGUUUUGCCACGCUGCUUUACUUGGCGAUACUGGGUUUCCACAGCGUUGACGUUUUCCAGCAGGAAAGCCGCAACGAGAGCAUGGUAGUCACACUGUCGGGCACGGAGGCGAAAGCAGCCGUGACCUCGGCCAAAAUGAAGCUUGGACAGCGCUGCCAUGUCGGCUACCCAUUCCUGCAAGAGGCAAUGGUUGUUCGGGUCUCGGAUGAGCUCUUUGACUACGUUCUCGACGCCAAAUGGGAGUACCUCGGGCGCAGUGCCACAAAAAGAGAAAAUUCAUCCAGGAAGGGGGAACCAAGGCGGCCAUUAUGAGCCCGAAAAAGGGUUCUGGACGGCGACGUAGCUGCCGAGCUGUUCUCAGGGGCUGUGGAGCAGGAUACCUAUCCUCGGAAAGGCGAUAAACACCCAGUCUUUGUUAGCAUCAGUGGAGAGGUCUGGCUGGGGAUCUGGUCUAUCAUUCCGAACCGGGAACGCCGCUUUCGAUACAUGUUGUUCCGUAUAGUAUUAAAUAGCCCUGAUGAUAGUUGCCGCGAAUGAAGUAACUACAAGGCAGA
Gaeumannomyces tritici R3-111a-1 is the source of this 1130-nucleotide messenger RNA. RefSeq lists its product as hypothetical. NCBI's taxonomy places the organism in Eukaryota, Fungi, Ascomycota, Sordariomycetes, Magnaporthales, Magnaporthaceae. The coding region runs from base 1 to 888 and encodes 295 amino acids. The record is from RefSeq and is a predicted model, not a curated record. Gene Ontology annotation, molecular function: 5'-3' RNA exonuclease activity; RNA binding. The transcript has 6 exons. Gene Ontology annotation, cellular component: nucleus. Gene Ontology annotation, biological process: nuclear-transcribed mRNA catabolic process; rRNA catabolic process.